This is a messenger RNA of Pygocentrus nattereri (red-bellied piranha), 1242 nucleotides long. Its product is annotated as nitric oxide synthase interacting protein. Gene Ontology annotation, cellular component: nucleus. NCBI's taxonomy places the organism in Eukaryota, Metazoa, Chordata, Actinopteri, Characiformes, Serrasalmidae. Gene Ontology annotation, molecular function: ubiquitin protein ligase activity. Bases 281 to 1207 code for a protein of 308 amino acids. The record is from RefSeq and is a predicted model, not a curated record. The transcript has 9 exons.
AAGUAGCAUCAUUAAAAAUUCUGCUUUGUUUAUUUGAUUUUCUGCGUUAAUUGUAAAGAAUUGUUCUUUAUUAGUGUCUCACGUGGCGUCUAAUGUUGGUAUAAUAUCGCCCACCGUCAGAAAAACGUGCAUUAAAAUACAGUUGGAGAUACUAACACAGGAGUUUACGUUUGAUUUACAGCAGCUCAGCAGUUCUUCUGCUACGUCCGUUGAGGUUGUGUGUUUAUAAGCUUAAGUAUAAAACCAUAAUUCUGCUUUAUUAAAGCAUCUAUAACCGAAAAUGACGCGACAUGGGAAGAACUGCACUGCGGGGGCCGUGUACACCUACCAUGAGAAGAAGAAGGAUACAGCUGCUUCUGGAUACGGGACUCAGAGGGUUCGCCUGGGAAAAGAUGCGGUUAAAGAUUUCGACUGCUGCUGCCUCUCAUUACAGCCAUGCAAAGACCCGGUUGUAACUAAAGAUGGGUACCUCUAUGAAAGAGAGGCCAUACUGGAGUACAUCCUCCAUCAGAAAACUGAGAUUGCCAAGAAGAUGAAGGCCUUUGAAAAGCAAAAGCAGGCACUGAAGAGUGAAGGCCAGCUGGAAUCAUGCUCAGAGGAGAGAGAGAAAGUAGAGAAGUUCAAAAAGAGGGAGGGCAGCAUUGUUUCCAAGCCAAUCAAUCCCUUCAUCUCAGGUCAUUCUAAAGAGAUGGCAUCACCAAACGGCUCUGUAAGCUCCUCAGUCAGUUCUUCAAGCUCAGCUUCAGGUACAAGUGUGUCCAGCUCCUCAUCCUCUCUUCCCAGCUUUUGGAUCCCCAGCCUAACUCCAGAGGCCAAACCUACGCUCCUGAAGAAACCUUCAAAAACAGUGAAGUGUCCCAUGUCGGGCCAAUCUCUGAAGAUGAGUGAUCUGAUUACUGUGCGUUUCACUCCGCUGGACGCAAGCCUGGACAGAGUUGCUCUUCUCACACGCCAAGACAGAUACGUGUGUGGAGUAACUAAAGACACGCUGGGUAACUCUGUGCCCUGUGCAGUGCUCAGACCCUCUGGAUCUGUGGUCACUUUGGAGUGUGUGGAGAAGCUAAUACGCAAGGACAUGAUUGACCCGGUGUCAGGAGACAAACUGAAAGAGAAUGACAUCAUAGUCCUACAGAGGGGUGGAACUGGCUUUGCUGCCUCUGGAGUGGAUCUUUGUGCAAAGGAGGCCAGACCCGUGAUGCAGGCCUGAGUACUCAGCAAUAAAGAGUGGACUGGAGUUUUAAA